Molecule: messenger RNA, 3520 nt
Organism: Labeo rohita (rohu)
Lineage: Eukaryota; Metazoa; Chordata; Actinopteri; Cypriniformes; Cyprinidae
Gene: p4htmb
Product: prolyl 4-hydroxylase, transmembrane b
Exons: 9
Coding region: 601-2103 (500 amino acids)
Biological process (GO): peptidyl-proline hydroxylation to 4-hydroxy-L-proline
Cellular component (GO): endoplasmic reticulum
Molecular function (GO): iron ion binding; procollagen-proline 4-dioxygenase activity; L-ascorbic acid binding
Source: RefSeq, a predicted model, not a curated record
UCAUAAGUCGCUACGGUUGGAGAUGCAGCAGUUGUCAGGGGAAUGGCGUCCCUCGAAAGUCCAGUCAGCUGCACGUUCACUUCAAGACGCACAACUAAGGAAGCUAGCAGAUAAAUUAUAAUUAUUAUAAGCAGACACUGGAAGACACUCACAACAGGGAUUUUGAGGAGAAUGAAUUACAAAAUGGUGCUUCGGCGCAGCCGCUCGCAGGAUACUAGAAGCUGCGCAGUUGCUAUAAUCACGCGUCUUGAUGUAAACAAGAGAGUGAAUGUUGACAGCUGGAAGUGCUGAGUAAGCCAGAGUGUCAAGCUACCACAAACCGGAGGUACGCUUAUAAAUCUUCCGAGAAAUGCUUUAGACGCAGUUUAAGUGCGCGGAUGCUUAAUCAUAUUUUGCUGUCUGUGCAGUUAAUAAGCUUGUUACAAAAAUACCGUUUUAGCAGGUUAGCGAGUCAGCUACUCUUCUGGAUGACGUCUGUUUUAAUUUUCUAUCUGUCAAAUACCUGCCAAAUACCAGUUAUGGCUUGUAUUAUAAUAUUCUUUUGAAAACAGGUUUACACAGUGUAGUUUAAACAGACCAAUCAAAAUCUUGUCUGCCAAAAUGAUGGAACCCCAGGACAAUAUUGAGGAGGAUGACACCGCAGCAUCAGCAUCAGCCUCAUCAUCAUCACCGCCACCGCGAUCUCUGCCCCGUCAGCGCGUCUCUCUGCAGAAGAGCAGCGUGUGUUCUCGCUCCUACUUUAUGGUGGUGAUGGUUUUUUUCCAUGUUUAUAUAAUCAAUGUCAUUGCACUUCUGCUCUAUGUUCAUUAUAAUAACGGCUCUAACGCGAUAACGGCAAACCGGGAUUUUACAAGCAGAGACAACAGUCAUAAAGUUACCGGACAGUCAAAUCCCCAGACCCCUGCAGACUCGGGGUUCCCUCGAAAUAUGUAUCUCCCCCGCAUUGAAGGAAUACGGGUGGGACAUGUCCAAAAAGUGUCACUGGUGCCAGGGAAAGUCCAUGAAAUGAAGACACUCAGUCUAAAGCCCCUUCUGUUUGAGAUCCCUGAGUUUCUGUCAGAGGAGGAGUGUGGUGUUGUUGUGCGUCUGGCUCAGCUGAAGGGUUUGAUGGAGAGUCAGGUCAUGGUCCCCGAAGGUCAAGAGGAACUUAAUCAGCAGCUCAACCUCACUCCUGAGGAAAUCUUCAAUUUCCUUGACCUCAACCAAGAUGGCCAACUGCAACCACAUGAGAUAUUGACACACUCUAGAGUGAGAGAUGGAAUCUGGUUAACUUCUGAGAACCUAAAGGAAAUCUAUGAUGGCCUGAAGGUUGAUCAGGAUGGAAAUGGUCUCUUAAAUUUAGAGGAGUUUAGGCGUCUGAAAAGUGAUGCCUUUCAGCGUUUUCUCCUACAGCGUGGGGUGGAGAGGAGCCAGCUGGUGAGGAACAGCAGACACACCUGGCUCUACCAGGGUCAGGGAGCACAUCAAGUUCUUCAAGACCUCCGCAAAAGAGUCACUACUUUAACACGACUACCAUCCUCACUGGUGGAGUUAAGUGAACCUCUGCAAGUGGUGCGUUACGAGCAGGGUGGCCAUUACCAUGCUCAUCAUGACAGUGGGCCAGUGUACCCUGAAACAGCCUGCACACACACUCGCCUCGCUGCCAAUACCACCUCCCCAUUCCAGACGUCCUGCAGGUACAUCACAGUUCUGUUUUACCUUAAUAAUGUAGAAGAAGGUGGGGAGACCACCUUUCCAGUGGCAGAUAAUAGGACUUACGAAGAAGCGUCACUGAUACAGAAUGAUGUGGAUUUGUUGGACACCAGGAAACAUUGUGAUAAAGGCAACCUGAGAGUGAAGCCCAUUAAGGGGACGGCAGUUUUCUGGUACAACUAUCUCUCCGACGGUAGAGGUUGGGUUGGUGAACAGGACGAGUAUUCUCUUCAUGGUGGCUGUGUGGUGACUCGAGGGACUAAGUGGGUUGCCAAUAAUUGGAUCAAUGUUGAUCCAGACUACCAGCGGCAGGCACGCUACCAACAAUUAGUUUCUCAACAACAAGAGCAAGAAGAAAUCAUUUCAGAACUGAACUCGGACCAGCACAUAGAAAGACACCAAGACUUGUAAACACAUACAUAAAUCCAGGUACUACAAUGCACAUAUAAACACAUUCACUUCUGUGUUACAAUCUAUAUAUAGUCACUCAAUCCAGACACACAGUUCAUUACCAGCAGAAAAUCACUAUACACACACACAUCACUGCAUCACUCAUACACCCUGAAGCACUGACCUCAUACAAACAAACACAAAAACACACUCGUCCUUUGUACUGUAUGUUUGGUUCGCUCUUCCCUACAUACACAAAUGCACACUAUAGAAAUGUAGCCCUACCAACAUUUCCUUUUAGAACUGAAUGAGCUUUACGUGACCUCCAACGCUCCCCGUGUCGGAGCUGUAACAUUUGUUGGUUUGGAUUCAGGGAUAAGCAGCCUGAGCUUUAUGCAAUUGUGAAAGACAAUGCUACUGUUCUUAAUGUAGAUAUUUGAAGGCAUUAUUAUUUAUUUUUUCAUGGGAAUGCAGCCAUAUUCGACAACUUUGUUUACAUAUAGGAUGACACUCUACUGUAUCUUCCAAAGGCCGUACACACCGCAGCUAAUUGGUAAUGCAGUAAUAGUAAACAGAAGUGCAAACGAGUGUAUGUGUAGCUCUUCCCAGUAUGUGUUUUAACUAGCAAUUUUGGCACUUGCAGCAAAUAAACUGCUGCGCUAAAGCAACUUAACAGUUGCUGGAGGAUGUAGUGUGUACUGGCCAAAGAGUGUUGAAAAAUGUAUGUUAUUGCUUUCUACUGAAGUGACAUUUGAACAUCUAAAUCACCAAACACGUGUGGAACGUUAUCUGCAGGGACACUCUAGUUCUGUCAGUGGACUACAGGUUAGUUUAAUCAUAACUAUUAACAAAAAAUGAUUAAGGGUUUUAACCUUGAAACAUCUAGUCAGCCUCCAUCUCUGCCAGGAUGUUUCUUACACUUAUUCCCUCUCAGAUGUUCCUGAAAAGAAGCAUGUAAAACUUGCACAAUCUUGUAUGACUUUGACUUGGAUUUCAGUAACUUAUUUUGUAAAGUUUUUUCUUUGUUAAUUGCAGUGCAUCCAAAGACUGACUGAAGUUAACUUAUUUUAUUUAUUUGUCGGAAUUGAAUCACAUUGUUGCUGUUGAAAUGCACACAAUCACUUUGUCAAAUAAAUUAUUAAAAUGACCAAUCAGAGACUAGGUUGCUUAAUUAAAAAAAUGCAUUUUCUGUUUUAACAUUUGACAUUUUGCAAACAGAUUCUCAUUAAAUGGUAUCUGUAUAAUUCACAACAGUCCUUUACUAGUAAACUGAAACCAAAAAAUAAAUAACAGACAUGUUUCAUUAUUGUUAGCUCCUGAGCAAAAUUCUAUCUCAAACUUCAUGGAGAGCUUUAGGUUGUAUAUAAAUCAGAAGAGCUUGUAGAACAAGAAGAAGAAAUCAGAUGACUUCUGUUAUAGUCGGGUCCCACUCAUAUCC